Messenger RNA from Mycotypha africana, 1968 nucleotides. RefSeq names its product ABC1 family-domain-containing protein. The transcript has 2 exons. The record is from RefSeq and is a predicted model, not a curated record. NCBI's taxonomy places the organism in Eukaryota, Fungi, Mucoromycota, Mucoromycetes, Mucorales, Mycotyphaceae. Bases 1 to 1968 code for a protein of 655 amino acids. Gene Ontology annotation, cellular component: mitochondrial inner membrane. Gene Ontology annotation, biological process: mitochondrion organization; lipid homeostasis.
AUGAACAUUGCUUUGAAACCGACAAGAUUACUAUUACAAAAAAGUAACAGAAACAAAUGGAUAAGCAAUGCUGCCUCAGAAAAAAUUUUUACGGCAACAAUAACAACAACAGCAAGAACAAUAACAACAGGACGACGAUCGUUUUUUAGCAGACGGAAAAAGUUUGUCCUACUUAGCAGUGCUACAUUAGCUGUUUGUGCAGGCACCAGUUUACCAACACUGAUAGAAUCAUCCUCUGAUGACAAAAUUAACUUGAAUAAAAAAAAUAACGAAAGUACCAAAGGUAGCAACAGAGUGCGGCAUACAUUAUUUGCCUUGCAACGUAUUGGAGUUGCCACUAAAGUAGGCGUGCAAGUCGCUAUUGAUUAUAAAAGGACGCAAUCAAAAAGGUAUUCUUCAAAUGAAGAACGAGUUGUUGCUAUAAAACACUGCCAUAAACGAGCUGCUGAGCGCGUAUUGGCCGGUCUCCAAAAAUUGGGUGGUAUUUACGUGAAGCUGGGGCAACAUGUAUCUGCUAUGACCUAUAUACUACCUUUAGAAUGGACAACCACCUUAGCUGUCCUCCAAGAUCGCUGUGAUCCGACACCGCCAGAAGAUAUUCGAAAAUUAUUUCUGACGGAUUAUGGAGAGCCGUUAGAAGAAGUAUUUGACGAAUUUGACUGGAAGCCGUUAGGUGUAGCCUCUUUAGCUCAAGUGCAUAAAGCCAGAUUAAAACAAAAUAGAGAGAGCCAUGUUAGCUUGAGUAGCUCCCAUAAUGAUGGGAAGAAUUUUGCAUUAACGGACCAGCAAACUGGACAACGAUGGGUAGCUGUCAAGUUCCAGCAUCCACGUUUGGACGAAUUCAGUCGAAUGGAUCUGGAAACAGUUAGUUUGAUUGUAGGCACUAUCAAGCAACUUUUCCCGGAUUUUGGCUUUGAAUGGAUAUUAAAAGAAAUGCAACAAUCGUUACCGCAAGAAAUGGACUUUGAACAUGAAGCUCGAAACGCCUAUCAAGUCAAAAAGAACUUUGAGAACGAAAAUACACCAUUAGUGGUUCCUGAAAUCUUAUGGGCGAAAAGACGAAUAUUAUGCAUGGAAUUUAUUGAUGGUGCACGUAUUGACGAUUUGAAGUAUAUGAAAGACCACCAUAUCGAUCCUAAUCAAGUAUCGACCGAAAUUACUAAAGUCUUUGGAAAAAUGAUGUUUCUAGAUGGAUUUGUACAUUGCGAUCCUCAUCCUGGCAAUUUGCUUAUUCGACCAACGACGACGAACAACAGGAAUAGCAAGUUCAAAUUUGAUCUCGUUCUACUCGACCACGGCCUCUAUCGUACGUUAACCGAUCAAUUACGUACUGAUUAUGCCCACUUAUGGACUUCACUCAUUCGCGGUGACGAGAAAGGCAUCGAAACCUAUUCCUCGAAAGUAGGAUGUCGGCCUGGCUCCUACCGUCUGUUUGCAUCACUCCUUACUGGACGUGAAUGGUCUACCAUUCAGUCAGCUGAUUUAUCUUCUUUUCGUACCAACACAGAGAUGAAACGUGUCUCGGGGCGCGCCAAAGAUUUUGUGAGUCGCAUUUAUGACAUUCUUGCCACCUUACCACAGAUUGUACUUCUGCUGUUGAAAACCAGUGAUCUGCUGCGAGGCUUAGACGAAACGCUACGUUUGGAAAUAGGUGGAGAUAAGUACAUUACUUACGCCUUGAUGGGCCGCUUUUGCGCAGAAGCUGUGUGGCUUGAUGCGAAGCAAAAUUUAUUACGGCGGAUCAAAGAAGCGCCCAGCUUGUUUCAUGCGUGUAAAUUGUUUCUGAGUUUGUUCUCGUCAUGGUGGGAAUAUCAAACGCUCGAAUAUGGGCUUUGGAUCUAUCAGCUUAAAGUCGAUGUACGUACAAAAUGGACUAUGAUAUGGCAUCAUGGUGUUUCUGUAGAAGAAAUGCAGAAGCAACGGCAAUUAAAGCUUAUCGAUACAGCAGCAGUAGUAGCUCCCUUGUAA